AUGGCAACUGAAGUCGCUUUAUCAGCGUCAAAUACGGAUAACACUAUUUACGUAUGGGACAUUCGGUCUGGUUCGAGUUUAUUUUCUUUCAAGCAAUCCAUGUCACAAAAGGGUGGUCUUGCACUCGUUGCUAAGCCUUCCUCCAGUUUCCAAAUCGGCUCCAUCGUCACAGCUCAAACCGAUCGUGCCAUUCUUAAUGUGUAUCAAUGGCAUCGCGAUCAAGUAUUGCACAAGAUGACAACAGCAGAAAAGAUGAUUUGUGUUGCUUCAUCAAACCAGGGCCAAUAUUUAGCGGCAGCUACAGCAAGUGGUAAAGUAUAUUUGUGGCAUAUACCUACAGGUCAUCUGGUACGUGUUUUUGAAGCACACUACAGACGUAUUACACGAUUAGCAUUUAGUUAUGAUGAUGCUACCUUGUUAACUGCAAGUGAGGAUGCAGCUGUGAAUGUUUGGUUGGUAGCACAUCUGGUUCAACCCAUGAAUGAUGAAGGACAUGACAUGACUAAUCGACCUUCUCCACUUUAUUCUUGGUCCGAUCACACAUUACCCGUGACAGAUAUGUUUAUUGGAGGUGGUACUUUAUCAAGUGCUCGUGUUUGUACUGCCAGUUUAGAUCAUACUGUCAAAUUAUGGGAUUUAGCAACUGGACAACUGCUAACAACGUUUUUAUUUCCAAAACCGGUGUCAAGCGUCAUCAUGGACCCUGCAGAAAUUAUGCUAUUUGCUGCAUGUGAGGAUAAGAUUUAUACAUUUGAUUUAUACAGACGACGUGAAGAUCAAUCAUAUAAGGUAUCCACAGUAGAAAGUGUCGGCGGUAUGGGUAGAGUAGAAUCAGUGGGUAUUCAAGAAGUAUCAGGUGCAAUGAAACAAAAGUCGGGCGAAGAAAAGAGAUCUGGAAUAGGUUCUAUUUUUGUAGGACAUACAGGAAACAUUAAUUCACUUGCCUUAUCAUUUGAUGGCACAUUAUUGAUUUCAGGUGCAGAGGAUGGUCAAUGUAUUGUAUGGGAUGUCAUGAGUCGACAGCCUUUACGUAAAUUUGAAUCACAUAAGGGACCUGUGAGUCAUGUAUCUUGCUUUUUAAAACCAUUAGAAUUGUAUGCUACUGAUGUAUCUACUCAGCCUAUACCAUGGAAGCCACUAAAACGUGCUAUGGCUACAGCUGAAGAAGAACAUCGUGAUGCAAGUCAACAAAUGAUUCAAAAUACCAAUAUGGAUUUAGCUGCACAUCAACAGCUUGUUGAAGCUGGUCCUCUUUAUUCCACACUAUCUAAUGAAUUAAAGCCCGUACAAAAAGCAUCAGAUAUAAUUCGAGACAUGAAGACGGAUGACUCAAAUAUUGGUUUACAAAAUCAAGUAAAUGCACUUCAGGCAGAACUGGUUCGACUACACGAACAUCAUGUGAAAUCAAAGGCAUUGCAUAAUGAAAUGUAUACAUUACUUGUAGAUAAGUUUAUGGAAGAAAGACGAAACAAGAGAAAAUUAGAAGAGAAUGAUGAUGAGGAAGAAGAAGAAGAUAAUGACGAUGAUGAGUAA
Molecule: messenger RNA, 1533 nt
Organism: Cokeromyces recurvatus
Lineage: Eukaryota; Fungi; Mucoromycota; Mucoromycetes; Mucorales; Mucoraceae
Product: WD40-repeat-containing domain protein
Exons: 2
Coding region: 1-1533 (510 amino acids)
Biological process (GO): DNA-templated DNA replication; rRNA processing
Cellular component (GO): nuclear pre-replicative complex
Molecular function (GO): protein binding
Source: RefSeq, a predicted model, not a curated record